AUGGCUUCUCUUUCUCCCUCAGAGAGAGAUGAGAAGCUGGGGCGGCUAUGCUCAUGUGGGAACAAUAUUUCUGCAAGAGAUACUCACCCCUGCUGCAAUGAGUGCCUCGGGCUGCAACACGCCCAAGACGCACUAGCCCCCACGGGUUCUUGCAUCCACUGCGCCCGCCUGCCCAUGAAAAGUCUCCGUCGUCGACUAGCACGCCAUGCUAGUUUGACCGAUCGAGACCCCAUGAUGGCGGCGCCUCCAGCUCCCGAGGGUCAACCUCAGGUGUCUGCAGCCAGUACCAGUGCAAACUGGGCCGAGCACAUGGAUGAAGUAUCUCCGUUGCUCGACGAGCUCGGCUGCAUGCGCGAGGAGCGGGAUGAACUCCUCGACGCGGAGCUGGAUUCACUGGACGGUUCGGACAACAUCCUCCCCUACGAGGACGAUGACGAUCCGUUCCUUCCACCGACGGAGGCAGCAAUGCCUCAAGCCCCUCGCGAGUGUAGCUCAGGCGCGGAAGGCGAGGUCGGUGGUUCCCCAGCUGCUGGUGCCAGCCUGCACGACGUAUGCAAGCGCGCCGCAGGAAAACUGGGCAUUCCAUGGCCCAGCGCUCUGCCCGAGAAGGCCGGUUCUCGGUAUGAAGGCAAGCGCUUACCCAGGGUGAAAAGUAUGGAGAGACAGGUUCUUCCGCUAUUCCCCGAGUGCCUGGAAGAAAUGACCCGCACCUGGCCGAAACCUUUCUCAUCGAAAAACCCGGUCCUGGGCGGUGCUACGCUGGACUGCGCAGAAAUGGAGGCGAAUGGACUGUCCAAUCUGCCGCAGGUGGAGCCGCUGGUCGCUCACCACCUCCAUCCUGGCCAGAAAGCCUUCAUGACCACAUCCGCGCCUAGCUUCCCGUCAAAGGCGGACGGAUUCCAGUCCUCCAUGACCGACAAGGCAUACAGAUCCGUUGCCCUCGGUGUGCGAGCUCUGAACGCAUCGUCUAUGCUGAUGGCGUAUCAGGCUGAGCUUCAGGAGGAGAUGGCCGGAACCACGGAGCACAAGCUCUGGGACGAGAUGUGCGUGGUGACCGACUUAUGCCUUCGCCUACAUCGCUGUGCUGUCCAGGCUUCAGGAAGGGCGAUGAGUAUCAUGGUCACGCAGGAGAGAGCGCGCUGGCUCAACUUGUCUAGCCUCUCACACCGCGAAAAAGUCCAGCUUCUGGAUGUUGCUGUGGAUCCAAAGGGCUUGUUCGGCCCCGCUAUGGCUGCUAUGCAAUGCCGCUGUGAGGAAAAGAAGCGGGAGGGUGAGGCUCUGCAAACCUGUCUGCCCAGGAAAGUGCACCCACCUCCUGCCUCAGCGCCCCGCCCAUCCUUUGCACAAGCGGUAGCGCGUGCUCCGCUUGGCUACAGGAUUCCAAAGCGACCCACCCCACCACAGCCCAGACCACCAGCAAAACCCAAAGCUGAGAGUGGAGGAGCAUGGGGUAACAAGCCAGCUGCACCAGUGGACCAGCACGGAAGCCGACAAGCGCCGCCUCGCGCCCGCCUGGGCCACGGGCCGAGGGCACUUCAAAACAAAAAUGCCCUAUUGUUGAAAAACAUAAGGAACACUGUGCACUUAGUGGCGCAGGGCCACAUAAGCUCUGUACCAGAGCCGGCCACGCGCGCAUGCGCAGCUGCCAGAGCGAGGCAGUGCUGCCCUCCACUAGAGGGCAGCAGUGCUCCACUGGUGGCGCUGCAGCCAGCUGUAACACAGCGAAUAGCGAGCUGGCGCGCGUGUAUCGCGUCGCAAUGGGUGCUCAGAACUGUGGAGAAAGGGUACAGGCUCCAAUUUUCACACACCCCCCCUCGAUUCUCAGACAUAAUAUGGUCACAGGCGAGGGGAAAUGCUGCCAGUUUUCUAGAAGCAGAGAUAGCCUCUCUUUUAGAGAAAGGAGCGAUUCAAGUAGUACCUCCAACGCAGAGCCGGAGCGGCUUCUACUCGAGGUAUUUUAUAGUUCCCAAAAAGGGAGGGGGCAUGAGACCUAUACUGGACCUGAGAGCGUUAAACAAACACCUCAGACAGUACAAAUUCCGGAUGCUGACUCACUCAGCACUGCUAAAGUUUGUACGCCCAGACGAUUGGUUCACCACCAUCGAUCUAAAAGAUGCAUACUUUCACAUUCCCAUUUACCCUCCCCACAGAAAGUUUCUCAGAUUCGCCUUUCAGGGGAGGACAUACGAGUAUAUGGUACUCCCGUUCGGCCUCUCUCUGAGCCCGCGCGUUUUUGUCAAAUGCACAGAAGCAGCGAUAGGGCCGCUCAGGGCGAAUGGAAUUCGUCUGGCAACGUAUUUGGACGACUGGCUUUUGGCUGCAAAGUCAAAGGAAGAAGCCGUGACACACACCGAAUACUUAAUGAGACACCUCUCAUGGCUGGGGUUUCAAAUCAACUUGGCCAAAAGUGUGCUGAACCCCAGCCAGUCAGUAACUUUCAUCGGACUGUGCCUAGACUCAGUGGCGAUGAGAGCUCGGCUUUCCCCAGACAGAGUAGAGGCAUUUCAGGCAUGCCUCGCCCAGUUUCGAAGGGGAAAUUAUGUGGAGCUGAGGAUGUGCUACAGACUUUUGGGUCUGAUGGCGUCAGCAUUGGCUGCUAUUCCCCUAGGGAGGCUACAUAUGAGGGGGUUUCAGCGCUGGGUGGCGAAACUCGGUCUGGACCCGCGAAUGUACGCACGCAGGAAAAUUAUUGUGUCAGCUCAGGGUGCGCGGACACUGCGACUGUGGAAGCAUCCGCGCUUCCUGUCACAGGGCGCACCGUUAGGCACGAUCAGUGCCAGAAAAGUAAUCACUACCGAUGCGUCUCUAUGGGGAUGGGGUGCCACCCACGAAGGGAGGUCGGUAAAUGGACAGUGGAGUCCGAGCUUACGCUUGGCUCAUGUAAAUGUUCUGGAGCUCAGGGCAGUAUGCCUGGCUCUACGUCAUUUUCUUCCGUAUGUGGAAAACUCUCAUGUGUUGGUCCGUACGGACAACACGACUGUGGUGGCUUACAUCAACAAGCAGGGGGGCUUACGCUCCCUACAACUUCACAGGCUAGCACACAGACUGAUUAUCUGGAGCAAUGCCAACCUCCUCUCACUCAGAGCAACGCAUGUGCCGGGAGUGUCAAAUCGAGGGGCGGACCUACUCUCCAGGGGCCACCCUCGCUAUGGGGAGUGGAAACUUCACCCAGACGUGGUGAAUAUGGUCUGGAAGCGGUACGGUCUCCCAGCAGUGGAUCUGUUCGCAUCCAGGGAGAACGCACAGUGCCACCAGUUUUUCUCACUGAAGGACAGGGAUGCUCCGCUGGGAGUGGACGCGCUGGCACACGAGUGGCCGCGUGCCCUCCUUUACGCUUUCCCUCCACUAGCUCUGAUAUCCCCUACUCUAAUCAGAGUGAGAGAGGCGGGUCUAUCAGUUAUUCUGAUAGCACCGAAUUGGCCACAAAAGACUUGGUUAGCGGAGAUAACGCAGAUGCUUUACGCUCAACCAUGGCCCCUCCCACUGCGCAGGGAUCUGCUCUCGCAGGCGCGGGGAGAAAUCUUUCACCCUCACCCAGAGCGCCUAGCUCUCUGGGCUUGGCCCGUGAAGGGUUAAAUUUGACGUCAUGUGGGCUGCCUCAGAAUGUAGUAGCUACCAUCCAAAGUGCUAGGGCACCGUCCACACGCACUUUGUAUCAUGCUAAGUGGCGUGUGUUUGAGGAUUGGUGUACUGACACAGAUGAAGUGCCAUACCAAUGCUCUGUAAGGAGUGUUUUGUUAUUUUUACAAACACUUCUUGAAAAUGGUAGAGCUUUUUCCACUAUCAAAGUGUAUCUAGCUGCUAUUUCUGCGUGUCACGUAGGACUUAAUGGCAAAACGUUGGGGCAACACCCCCUCAUUUGUCGAUUUAUGCGCGGGGUGCGUCGCUUGCGCCCUGUAUCAAAACCUUUAUCUCCUAAGUGGGAUUUGCCUCUGGUACUAGAGGCUUUAUCCGGACCUCCAUUCGAACCUUUACUGGAGGUGGAUUCGAAGAUGCUUUCACUUAAAACAGCACUGCUUAUGGCGCUCGUGUCUGCCAAACGAGUUGGCGACUUACACGCCUUUUCAGUGCAUUCUUCGUGUAUGCAAUUUGGUCCAGGUGACUCUAACGUUUCUCUGCGACCUAACCCAGCGUACAUUCCUAAGGUUAUGGACACGUCUUAUUCGUGUCUUCCGUUGGAGCUCACUGCUUUUCACCCACCGCCGUUUUCGUCUCCGGAACAGCAGCGGUUACAUAUGCUAUGUCCUGUGCGCGCUUUGAGAGCGUAUCUGACCAGGACCAUGUCAUUCAGGAAAUCAGAUCAACUAUUUAUUUCCUGGUCCGGGUCUCAUAAGGGCAAGCCCAUUACAAAACAGCGUCUCUCACACUGGAUUGUAAAAGCUAUAGGCUUGGCCUAUUCAGCAAAAGGGUUGAACCCCCCCGAUGGUCUGUGUGCGCAUUCUACGAGGGGUAUUGCCACAUCAUGGGCUCUUUUUAAAGGGGUGUCCUUACAAGAGCUAUGUGCGGCCGCUUGUUGGUCAUCACCUACAACCUUUAUGAGGUUCUACAGGCUUGACGUUACUUCAUCACGUUUGGCUCAUGCUGUUUUGAGCACUAGCUCAGCGCUGGCUCAAGACGCGCCAGUCUGAUGUCAGGUCAAGCAGCGUCUAGGUUGGCUUGUCCGGCAAUA
Astyanax mexicanus (Mexican tetra) is the source of this 4669-nucleotide messenger RNA. RefSeq lists its product as uncharacterized. Gene Ontology annotation, molecular function: nucleic acid binding. The record is from RefSeq and is a predicted model, not a curated record. Lineage: Eukaryota; Metazoa; Chordata; Actinopteri; Characiformes; Acestrorhamphidae. The coding region runs from base 1 to 3576 and encodes 1191 amino acids. The transcript is spliced from 2 exons.